AUGGAAAAUAAUGAUAACGAGGUUGAGGGUGCUAUGCAAACUACUCCAACUAUGGGAAGUGAAGUUCAUGUAGCGACUGAAUCACAUUUGCAAAAUGAUAGUGUUCCAAUCGAGGCAAAUGAAGCAACUCCAACAAAAUCCAAUGAUGGGACAACGCAGCUUAGGGCAUACCUUGUCAACCAAGAUCAAGCAAAGACAGAGCUUGCAAAUAUAAUUAUAUUGCAUGAGUACCCGUUAUCUAUGGUUGAUCAUGUUGGCUUUAGAAGGUUUAUAUAUGUGCUGUGUCCACAUACUGCUGAGGUCCUCGCAAAUGCACUUGUUGAUUGCCUCUUGGAUUGGAACUUGGAUCUAACACCAAAAAUAGAUGAAAAAUUUAUUGAAACAACUCGACAAUUGAAGGUUCCAAUCACAAAGAAACUAGAACUUGAUUGCAAAACACGAUGGAACUCUACAUAUUUAAUGCUUAACACUGCAUUGGAAUAUGAAGCUAUGCUUGCUCGUUUGAAACAACGUGAGACUUUAUAUAAAAGAGUUCCUACACAACAAGAUUGGUCAAAAGUGAGAGGUAUUUAUUCUAAAUUGGAGAUAUUUUUUGAUGCCACAGAGUUAUUUUCGGGGACCAGGUAUCCCACUAUAAAUCUUUUCUUCUCAACUAUUUGCGAUAUUAAGUUGGCAAUUGGUGAUUGGCUUCUCUUGGCUGAUAAUUUGGUGAAAACAAUGGCAACAAAUAUGAAAGUAAAAUUUGAAAAGUAUUGGGACGUAAUGAAUUGUUUAUUGGAAAUUGGGAGUAUUUUAGAUCCGAGGUACAAGAUGAAGACAAUUCAAUUAUAUUAUCCUCUUGUUUAUGGUGAUAUGUCUCCCUAUGAGAUUGAAAAACUAAAGAAAAAGUUGUGUGACGUAGUUGAAGAGUAUGAGAAGAAAUCCAAACAAUCGCAGAAAGUGAAAAAUUCACAAUCUUCUACUUUAAGGCCUCCACUUCCUAAGCGUGGUAGUUAUGCUGAUAAAUUUGAGCUGUUCAUGGAUUCUAAUACUAGUACUGAACAUAAGUCAGAUUUGGAUUAUUAUUUAGAAGAGUCUCUGUUGCCAAGAACAAGUGAGUUUGAUAUCUUAUGUUGGUGGAAGACAAAUGAGAUCAAAUAUCCCAUUUUGCAUGAUAUUGCUAAGGAUGUGUUUGCCAUUCCCGUGAUGACUGUUGCUUUUGAAUCAACAUUUAGUACUAGUGGGAGAGUUUUAAAUGCUCACCAUAGUAAACUUCAUUCUAAAACUGUUGAGACUUUGAUGUGUGCUCGAGAUUGGUUAUGGAGUAAAAUUCAAGAUUCUUUAAUUUCAAAUGAUCAAAAGUUUGACAAUGAUGCUGAUAUUGAGGAGCCGGAGUCAUGCUCACGCACAGUCACAGACAGCAACUCCAUAGAAUGUUAG
Molecule: messenger RNA, 1419 nt
Organism: Zingiber officinale
Lineage: Eukaryota; Viridiplantae; Streptophyta; Magnoliopsida; Zingiberales; Zingiberaceae
Product: zinc finger BED domain-containing protein DAYSLEEPER-like
Exons: 6
Coding region: 1-1419 (472 amino acids)
Molecular function (GO): DNA binding; protein dimerization activity
Source: RefSeq, a predicted model, not a curated record